This is a messenger RNA of Eptesicus fuscus (big brown bat), 8280 nucleotides long. RefSeq names its product thyroglobulin (gene TG). Gene Ontology annotation, biological process: thyroid hormone generation. Lineage: Eukaryota; Metazoa; Chordata; Mammalia; Chiroptera; Vespertilionidae. The transcript is spliced from 48 exons. Bases 1 to 8280 code for a protein of 2759 amino acids. The record is from RefSeq and is a predicted model, not a curated record.
AUGGCGCUGGCCCUGUGGAUCUUUGGCCUGCUGGCCUCCGCCCGCCUGGUGUCAGCCAACAUCUUUGAGUACCAGGUGGACGCCCAGCCGCUCCGUCCCUGCGAGCUGCAGAGGGCCAGGGCCGUCCAGGAGCGAGCCGACCACGUCCCCCAGUGCGCCGAGGACGGCAGCUUCCGGACCGUCCAGUGCCAGAGUGACGGCCGCUCCUGCUGGUGUGUGGGCGCCGACGGCAGGGAGGUGGCGGGCAGCAGGCAGCCCGGGCGGCCCGUGGCGUGCCUGUCCUUCUGCCAGCUGCACAGGCAGCAGGUCUUGCUGAGCGGCUACCUCAACGGCACGGCCGCCCCCUACCUCCCUCAGUGCCAGGACGCGGGGGAGUACGCGCCUGUGCAGUGUGACCUGCGGCGGGAGCAGUGCUGGUGUGUGGACACGGAGGGCAUGGAGGUGUACGGCACCCGCCAGCGGGGCAGGCCCGCCAGAUGCCCCAGGAGCUGUGAGAUCAGGAACCGCCGCCUUCUCCACGGCGUGGGGGACAAGUCGCCGCCCCAGUGUUCUCCGGACGGCGGGUUUCUGCCCGUGCAGUGCAAGUUUGUCAACACCACGGACAUGAUGGUCUUCGACCUGGUCCACAGUUACAACAGGUUUCCAGAUGCAUUCGUGACGUUCAGCGCCUUCCGGAGAAGGUUCCCCGAGGUGUCCGGGUAUUGUCACUGCGCGGACAGUCAAGGGCGGGAACUGGCUGAGACAGGUCUGGAGCUGCUGCUCGAUGACAUUUACGACACCGUUUUCGCCGGCCUGGCCCUCGCGCCCACCUUCACGGACACCACCCUGUACCGGAUCCUGCAGAGGCGCUUCCUCGCCCUCCAGCUCGUCCUUUCUGGCAGGUUCCGAUGCCCCACGAAGUGUGAAGUGGAGCGGUUCACAGCGGCCGACUUCGGUCACGCCUACGUCCCGAGCUGCCAGCGGAGCGGGGACUUCCAGGCGGUGCAGUGCCAGAGGGGAGGCCCGUGCUGGUGCGCGGACGCCCAGGGCAACGAGGUCCCGGGGACUCGGCGGCGGGACGCGGCGCUGCCUUGUGCCGGAGCCGGGUCCUGCUCCUCCGAGAGGCGGCGGGCCCUGUCCAGACUGCGCUUCGGGCCCUCGGGCGACCUCGGCCUCCAGGGCUCCGUCUUGACCGCCUGGAGCGGAGCCGGACGGGCCCCGCCCUGUUCCCCCGCCAUCAAGGAGCUCUUUGUGGACUCAGGGAUCCUCCGCUCCCUCCUCGAAGGGCAGGACCCACAGCUUUCCACCUCGGAGAGUCUCCUCCCCGAAGCCAUCCGAGGGAUUUUCCCCUCCCGUGAGCUGGCUCGUCUUGCCCUUCAGUUUACGGCCAACCCAAAGCGACUCCAGCAGAACCUCUUUGGGGGGAGAUUUUUGGUGAAUGUCGGCCAGUUUAACUUGUCUGGAGCCGUUGGCACAAGAGGCAGCUUUAACUUCAGUCAGUUUUUCCAGCGACUCGGUCUCCCAGGCUUCCAGGGUGGAGGAGGACUGGUCAAUCAAGCCAAACUCCUCUCUGCGGGACUGGAUUCGAAUCCUGCAGUGGAAACGCCCAGAGCCGCUAAGAAAGGCAGGGCUAUGAAUAAGACAAUUGUGGGCAGCUUUGGCUUUGAGGUCAACGUGCAAGAGAACCAAAACGCCCUGAAAUCCCUGGCUUCUCUCCUGGACCUCCCAGAAUUCCUUCUGUUCCUGCAGCGUGCCGUGUCCGUGCCAGAAGACAUAGCCAGGGAUUUGGGUGACGUGAUGGGAAUGGUGCUCAGCUCCCAGGGCUGUGAGCCGACACCCGGCAGCCUUUUCGUCCCGUCAUGCACGGCAGAAGGAAGCUACGAGGAUGUCCAGUGCUUUGCCGGAGAGUGCUGGUGUGUGGACUCCCAGGGCAAAGAACUGCCCAGCUCCAGGGUGAGAGGCGGACGGCCACGGUGCCCCACAGAGUGUGAGAAGCAAAGGGCUCGGCAGCUGAGCCUCUCCGGCAGCCAGCCCGCAGGCUCCAGUCUGUCCGUGCCUUCCUGUACCCGCCAGGGGCGCUUCCUACCUGUUCAGUGCUUCGACGCCGAAUGCUACUGUGUGGACGAGGAGGGUCAGGCCAUUCCCGGAACUCAAAGUGCACCUGGGCGACCCCAGCCGUGCCCCACACCCUGUCAGCUGCGGGCCGAGCGCGCCUUCCUCGGGGCCGUGCGGACCCUGGUCUCCAACUCCAGCCUGCCGCCCGCUCUGGCCAGCGUCUACGUCCCGCAGUGCAGCGCCCGCGGGCGGUGGAGGCCCGUGCAGUGUGACGGGCCCCCGGAGCAGGCCUUCGAGUGGUACGAACGGUGGAGGGCCCAGGACAACGGUGGCAGGCAGCCGACGGCGGCCGAACUGCUCACGAAGGUCCUGAGCUACAGGGAGGCGGCCUCCGGCAGCUUCCCUCUCUUCCUGCAACGCCUGUAUGAGGCCGGCCUGCAGGGCGUCUUCCCAGGCCUGGCCCGGUACUCCGCUCUCCGCGAGGUGCCUCCGGCCGUGCUGGACGGGAACCGGACCCGGCCCGGGGGCAACGUCCUGCUGGAGCCCUACCUCUUCUGGCAGAUCCUGGGCGGCCGGCUCCGCCGAUACCCAGGGCCCUACUCGGACUUCAGCGCCCCGUUGGCGCACCGGGACCUGCGGACCUGCUGGUGUGUGGACGAAGCCGGUCAAGAACGGGAGGGCACCCGGACCAAGCCAGGCGAGGUCCCCGCAUGUCCUGGCUCCUGCGCGGACGUGCAGCUGCGUGCUCUGCAGUUCAUCGCGGACGCGGAGGAGGUGGUCUUGGCUUCCAACAGCUCCUGGCUCCCUCUGGGGGAGAGUGUGCUGGCGGCCGCGGGAAUCCAGCUGAGCAACGAGGAGCUCGGCCUUCCCCCAGGCUCCCCACCCCGGGAGGCCCUCGCCCAGCAGUUUCUGCGCGGCGGCAGCGAGGAUGCCCUUCGCCUGGCAGCUCAGUCCACCUUCGACUUCUAUCAGCGUCGCGGCUCUUCCCCCGCCGACUCCUCCGGAGCGUCCCGCCGGCGGUCCAGCCCCUACGUGCCCCAGUGUGACGCGUUUGGAAAUUGGGAGCCCGUGCAGUGCCACGCGGGGACCGGGAACUGCUGGUGUGUGGACGGGAAGGGACAGUACAUCCCGGCCUCGCUGACUGCCCGCUCCUCCCAGGCCCCCCAGUGCCCCUCCGCCUGUGAGAGAGCGCGAGCGAGCGGGCUGCUCUCCAGCUGGAAACAGGCCGGAUCCCAGGGAGACCCUUCCCCCGAAGACCUCUUCAUCCCCGCCUGCCUGGAGACAGGAGAGUUCGCCAGGCUGCAGGCGACGGACGCUGGCAUCUGGUGUGUGGACCAGGCCUCAGGGGAGGGCACCCCGCCCCGCACGAACAGCAGUGCCCAGUGCCCGGGCCUCUGUGAAGCACCCCAGAGCGGCAUCCUCUCCGGGACGGCCAGCCCAGGCUACACCCCGGCCUGCGGUGCCGAGGACGGAGGCCCGUCCCCGGUGCAGUGCAGCCCGGCCCAGGAGAGCUGCUGGUGCGUCCUGGGCAGCGGAGAGGAGGUGCCCGGGACCCGCGUGGUCGGGAGCCAGCCGGCCUGUGAGAGCCCGCAGUGCCCGCUGCCGUUCAACGCGUCGGACGUGGCCGGGGGAGUGGUCCUGUGUGAGGCGGCCUCGGGCCCGGGCGGGGCCGCUGUCCAGCGGUGCCGGCUGCUGUGUCGCCGGGGCUACCGGAGCGCCUUCCCGCCGGGGCCGCUGGAGUGCAGCGUGGAGAGGAGACGCUGGCUGUCGCAGCCGCCCCAGCCCCGGGCCUGCCAGCGGCCCCAGCUGUGGCAGACCCUGCAGACCGGAGCCCAGUUCCAGCUCCGGCUCCCGCCGGGCAAGAUGUGCAGCGCCGACUACGCGGGCCUGCUGCUGGCCUUCCAGGCCUUCAUCCUGGACGAGCUCACAGCCCGCGGCUUCUGCCAGGUCCCGGUGAAGACUCUCGGGACCCCUGUUUCCGUUCCUGUCUGUGACGACUCGGCGGUGCGGGUGGAGUGUCUGACCCAGGAGCGUUUGGGGGUGAAUGUCACGUGGAAACUGCGGCUCGAGGACGUCCCACCGGCCUCUCUCCCCGAUCUGCGGGACGUGGAGGAAGCCUUGGGCAAGGGCCUCGCCGGGCGCUUCGCGGAUCUGAUCCGAAGCGGCGGGUUCCAGCUGCAUCUGGAUGCCAAGACGUUCCCCGCAGACACGGCCCUCCGCUUCCUCCUGGGGGACAGCGUGGGCCCCUCGCCCAGGACCCGCUAUGGGUGCUUGGAAGGAUUCCACCCAGUCUCGGCCCCCAGCGGCGCCGGUCAGGACCCACUGGGGUGCGUGAAGUGUCCCGAAGGAAGCUCUUUCCAGGACGCGCGGUGUGUGCCCUGUCCUGCGGGAUUCUACCAGGAACAGGCCGGGAGCUUGGCCUGCGCCCCGUGUCCUGCGGGCAGAACCACCGUUUCCGCCGGAGCCUUCAGUCGCUCUCACUGCGUCACUGACUGUCAGAGGAACGAGGCCGGCCUGCAGUGUGACCGGGACGGCCGCUACCGCGCCAGCCAGAGGGACGGGGACAGCGGGAAGGCCUUCUGUGUGGACGACGAGGGGCAGAGGCUGCUGUGGUCCGAAACGGAGGCCCCGCUCACGGACUCCCAGUGUCUGAUGAUGCAGAAAUUCGAGAAGGUCCCGGAAUCGAAGGUGGUCUUCGACGCCGAGGUUGCCGCGGGAGUCAGGUCCCAAGUUCCUGGCUCUGAGUCCCCCCUGGCGCAGUGCCUGGCAGGCUGUGCCUCGGACCAGGCCUGCAGCUUCCUCGCAGUGUCCAUGGUGGGGCCAGACGUCUCCUGUGACGUCUACGCUUGGACAAGUGACAGCAUCGCCUGCACAGCUUCUGGUCAGGAGCAGGGCGCGGCGGGGAACGCCCAGGCCACCGGCUUUGGAAGCCUCAGGUGCCAGGUGAGGGUCCCGCCCAGGGGCCAGGACUCCGUGGCCGUGUAUCUGAAGAAGGGCCAAGAAUUCAGCACGAGAAGCCGGAAAAGCUUUGAACGAACCGGUUUCCAGAACGCGCUCUCCGGGAUGUACAGCCCCGCCGUGUUCGCGGGCCCGGGGCCCAGUCUGACGGAGGCGCACCGCUUCUGCCUCCGCGCGUGUGACCGGGACGCGUGCUGCGAUGGCUUCGUCCUCACCCAGGUCCAAGGAGGUCCCAUCCUCUGUGGCCUGCUGAGCUCCCCCGACGUCCUGCUUUGCCAUGUCCAAGACUGGAGGGACCCCGCCACAGCCGCGGCGACUGCUACCUGUCCCGGGGCGACCUCCGGCCAGGGGAGCCGCCGGGGGACACUGCUCCUGGGCGGCCAGGAGUUCCAGAGCCUGAACCCCCUGGAAGGGACUCAGGGCCGCCUGACCAGUUUCCAGCAGGUCUAUCUCUGGAAAGAUUCUGACAUGGGGUCUCGGUCCGAGUCUGCGGGCUGUAGAAGGGACAUGGGACCAAGGUCAACACUUCCACCGGAAACAGAUAUGACGUCACAGCUCUUCUCCCCUGUGGACCUUACCCAGGUCGUCAUCAGUGGGAACCGGUCCCUGCCCAGCCGGCAGCACUGGCUGUUCAAACACCGGUUCUCACCUCAGCAGGCAGACCUGUGGUGCCUUUCCCGCUGUGUCCAGGAGCCCUCGUUCUGUCAGCUGGCCGAGAUCAGAGACAGCGCCCCCUUGUACUUCACCUGCACCCUCUACCCAGAGGCCCAGGUGUGUGAUGAUGUCCUGGAGCCACGUCCCACGGGCUGCAGACUGAUCCUGCCCCACAGGCCGAGUGCCCUGUUCCGGAGGAAAGUUGUUCUGAAGGAGACAGUGAAGAACUUUUACACCCGCCUGCCGUUCCAAAAGCUGACGGGGCUUUCCAUUAGAAGCAAAGUGGCCAUGUCCGACAAGCCCAUCUCCAACGGGUUCUUCGAGUGUGAACGACUGUGCGACGCGGACCCGUGUUGCUCCGGCUUUGGCUUUCUCAACGUUUCCCAGUUAACAGGAGGAGAGGUGACAUGCCUAACUCUGAACAGCUUGGGACUUCAGACCUGCAGUGAGGAAAGUGGAGGAACCUGGCGCAUUUUGGACUGUGGCUCUCCCGACACUGAGGUCCGCACCUAUCCCUUCGGAUGGUACCAGAAGCCUGUCGCUCAAAACGGUGCUCCCGGCUUCUGCCCCUCGGCGGCUCUGCCCUCCCUCCCGGAGAAAGUGGCUCUGGACGCGUGGCAGGCCCUGGGCCUCUCCGCAGCAGUGGUGGACCCGUCCAUCAGGAGCUUCGAUGUCGCCCACAUCAGCACGGCGGCCGCCAGCGACUUCUCUGCUGCUCGAGACCUCUGUUUGCUGGAGUGUUCCCGUCACCAAGCCUGCCAGGUCACCACUUUGCAGACCCGCCCUGGUGCUCUGAGGUGUGUGUUCUACCCCGAUACCCAGGUCUGCACACUCAGCCUGCAGGCCCAGCACUGCCAACUUCUGCUGCGGGAAGAGCCCACCCACAUCUACCGGAAGCUGAACACCCCUCUGCUCGGCUUCGGGACUUCUGCACCUUCUGUGACCAUCGCCCCCCACGGCCAGCUGCUGGGCAGGUCCCGGGCCAUCCGGGUGGGCACUUCGUGGAAGCAAGUGGACCAGUUCCUGGGGGUGCCCUAUGCUGCCCCGCCCCUGGCAGAGGGCCGCUUCCGGGCGCCGGAGCCCUCCAACUGGACCGGGUCCUGGGCUGCCACCAAGCCACGGGCCCGCUGCUGGCAGCCGGGAACCAGGACGCCCACACCGUCCGCCGUCAGCGAGGACUGCUUGUAUCUCAACGUGUUUGUCCCUCAGAACGUGGCCCCCAACGCAUCCGUACUGCUGUUCUUCCACAACGUGGAGGCCGCGGCCGGCGACGGGAGCCUCGCCCUGGACGGCUCCUUCCUGGCUGCCACUGGCCACCUCAUCGUGGUCACUGCUGGCUUCCGAGUGGGCGUCUUCGGCUUCCUGAGUGCGGGGUCCGGCGCGGUGAGUGGCAACUGGGGGCUGCUGGACCAGGCGGCGGCUCUGACCUGGGUGCAGACCCACAUCGCAGCGUUUGGCGGGGACCCUCGGCGGGUGACCAUGGCAGCUGACCGCGGCGGAGCCGAUGUGGCCAGCAUCCACCUUCUUGCCGUUGGGGCUGGCGGCUCCAGACUCUUCCGGAGAGCCGUGCUGAUGGGUGGCUCGGCGCUCUCCCCCGCCGCUGUCAUCAGCCCGGAGCGGGCGCAGCAGCAGGCAGCGGCCCUGGCACAGGAGCUCGGCUGCCCCGCCUCGCCCGUCCAGGAAAUGACAUCCUGCCUCCGCCAGAAGCCCGCCAGCGCCCUCAACGACGCCCAGACCAAGCUCCUGGCUGUGAGCGGCCCCUUCCACUACUGGGGCCCCGUGCUCGACGGCCAGCUCCUGCGGGAGGCUCCGGCCAGAGCGCUGCAGAGGGCGCCGCGGGCCGCGGUCGACCUGCUCCUCGGGAGUUCGCAGGACGACGGGCUCAUCCUCCGGGCGAAGGCCGUGAAGCAAUUUGAGGAAAGUCAAGGCCGGACCAGUAGCAAAACAGCCUUCUACCGGGCGCUGCAGAACUCGCUGGGCGGCGAGGACGCGGACCCGGGCGUGCUGGCCGCCGCCACGUGGUACUACUCCCUGGAGCACUCCGCCGACGACUACGCCUCCUUCUCCCGGGCCCUGGAGAACGCCACCCGGGACUACUUCAUCACCUGCCCCGUGAUCGACAUGGCCCGCCGCUGGGCCAGGAGGGCCCGCGGGAACGUGUUCAUGUACCACGCCCCCCAGAGCCACGGCCACGGCAGCCUGGAUCUGCUGGCCGACGCUCAGUACGCCUUCGGGCUGCCCUUCCACCCUGCCUACGGCGGGCAGUUCACCCCGGAGGAGCAGAGCACGGCGCUGACAAUCAUGCAGUACCUCUCCAACUUCGUCCGAUCCGGGAACCCCAACUACCCUCACGAGUUCUCACGGAAAGGGCCCGAGUUCGCAGUCCCCUGGCCCGACUUCGUCCCUGGCGCCAACGGGGAGAACUACAAGGAGUUCAGCGCCCGGCUCCCCAAUCGACGGGACCUGAAAAAGGCCGACUGCUCCUUCUGGUCCAAAUACAUCCGGUCCCUGACGGCGCCUGCAGAUGAAGCCAAGGAUGGGCUGUCAGCGGGGAGUGAAGAGGCGGACCAGCCGGCUGGCUCUGGCCUGAGAGAGGACCUCCCAGAUCCAGGCUCCAAGAGCUACAGCAAGUGA